CAGGCCCUCUCUGUACAGCUAUCCGCUAUCUACAAAAAUAAUCCUCUAUUCAGUGUAUGCUACGUCUGAAAGUCAGCGGCGGCCGUGCUGCAGGCCAUCAUAAUCGUCUCCACUAGACACGCCUAUCAAGCGAAGACAAAGUUCAAGAGCGGCGAACUACGUACACCGCAUCCUUGAGCAGCAGCAUAAAUGGACACAUCCUCAUCGCCCUAUGAACUUCGGAAAGCACUGGUGCAGCCCCACUCUCGACCUUCACUCGACUACCGUUAAGCAUGCCUAGCACAGAUCUCACAAAGUUUCCCUCACCCAUCGGCGGUAUCCCGCUUCCUCGGGAUCUCGCUCCUUCCGUUACUUUUGCUUUCCUCUUCUUCCUCCUCGUACUGCUCGGAGUAUACCGGCUGCUCCGUCGUACAUCCCGCAGCCUGCUCGUAAUCACAACGCUCGGGUUUGCCGUCGAAAGAGUUAUCAUUUGGUCUUUGCGAGCCAAGGAAUCACGCACGCCAUCUGAAUACUCCGAUCGUCACCUCAUGACCUAUUGGCAAGUCACCUUUACAGUGGGCUACGUCAUUCUCUUCGUGAAGCUCGUUAUCUUUCUCCGAUGCCUUGUCAUGAACGCUACGGAGGAGGUAUCGUCCCCCGACCUUCGCGUCUUGGAGGAGAUGCAGAAGCCUAAUAACGACUCAGAGACGCAAACCAAAGCGUUUAUCGAAGACGCCGUUGUCGACGUUGGGGACCGUACGAACAUUCGUCGCCGGUACAGAAGGCUGUCUCGUGCGGUGUUUAUCAUCGCCAUCCUCGUCUUGAUCAUCGGUGUCGUUUCCGGCAACGCGUAUGUCAAAGGAGAGACAAACAGGAAGAAGGCGCUGCUCGCGCAAGUGCUUAGACAAGCCGCGGCAGUUGUCUCUCUGGCGCUGCUUCUCGUCCUUCAAGGCCUGCUUGUGUACGCUCAUUUUACCGUGGGCUGCAUCAGGCGGACGCCAUUGAUUCUUCUGUUUGCUGUUGGCGGCAUCAUCAUGAUAAUUCCAAUCUACCAUCUCGUUGUCAUGGGCGGCCUCACAACGUCCCUCACGUCUACGGAACGAGGGUCACAGAAUACAUCCACUGAAAAAAUUGCCUUCUACGUGCUCCAAGCAGUCCCGGAGUUCCUAGCAAGUGGAAUACUGCUCUUUCCAAAUGUCAGGACUAUGUUUCGAGCGAAUACUGGGUUUGACUUGCUACGGCACUUCAGACGUGGAGAACCACGGGCUCAGUGAGGUGUAUGGGUAGUUUACUCUGCAUACACACGUCCGCACCCAUCCUCAUUAGAAAGAGCGAAAUUAUGUACAAGCGUCGUCUGCCUUACCGGUUUCACAACACCACUUUGACCGUGAAUGAUUG
Molecule: messenger RNA, 1377 nt
Organism: Phanerochaete carnosa HHB-10118-sp
Lineage: Eukaryota; Fungi; Basidiomycota; Agaricomycetes; Polyporales; Phanerochaetaceae
Exons: 4
Coding region: 273-1253 (326 amino acids)
Source: RefSeq, a predicted model, not a curated record